This is a messenger RNA of Plectropomus leopardus (leopard coralgrouper), 461 nucleotides long. The record is from RefSeq and is a predicted model, not a curated record. NCBI's taxonomy places the organism in Eukaryota, Metazoa, Chordata, Actinopteri, Perciformes, Serranidae.
GAACACUCUCGUUGCUAUAGCGACUGCUCCUUUUCCCACACGGAGAACAACCGUACGCUGACCUUUGACCUCAGCCCCAUGAGCGACGUGGCCUCGCUGACCAUCGGCCCGAGUUUUACCUCUAAGGGCACAAAGUACCUUCACCUGUUCAACGUCAGCCUGUGUGGCCACGAGGGAAAGAGAGCCGCCACCUGCACAGAUAACGUCACCGACGUGUCCAACAAGGACGAGCAGAGCGACUCGGCUCAGUUCGUCAACUCGGUGGACAGCUUCAUCUGUCAAUCAACCAUCAUCCCAGCAGAUGGGCGGGGCUUCAGGAUGGCCAUUUCCUCGCAGUCCAUCAGCCUGGCAGACGCUUUCAUCGGAGCGACAGUAGACUCUGUUCUUAAUGGCGUGAACGCUAAACCGGAUCUUUUUCCUGAAAACUCAAAAGACGUUCCAGAUAUCAACUUCUUCUACAG